Diabrotica balteata is the source of this 3324-nucleotide messenger RNA. Lineage: Eukaryota; Metazoa; Arthropoda; Insecta; Coleoptera; Chrysomelidae. The record is from the annotation of a GenBank genome assembly.
AUUUAUAAAAUUGUUCGCCAGUUAGGGAGGCCGUUUAGGUAAUAUUGAAAACAGUUUUUUCCAAUACAUCACAAAAAUGCAGCCCAUCACAGAAACUUUCAUCGAAUUAAACAAAGUAUCGACAAAAGUGUCCACAAUCGGAAAGAAAGUAGGAGAAACAUUUGACGACAACGAGAAUUUAGUAAUUAUCGUUCCUGGAAAUCCAGGAUUGAAUUCCUUUUACGAUAAAUUCGCCAGAAGAAUAAAUGAUAAUUUGAAUUGUUCAGUUUGGUGUGUAGGACAUGCCGGACAUAAUUACACGAUCGAAAACUUGAAAGGAGUGCCCAAAUACCACAAAAAUAAGGAGUUGUACGGUCUUGAUGGACAAGUAAAAAAUAAGGUUGACUUUUUUGAAAAAUACGUCCCAAAAAAUGCAAGAGUUCACCUCAUUGGUCAUUCCAUAGGAUCUUAUAUGGCAGUAGAAUUAUUAGACAAACCUACAAUAUCGGAAAAAAUCAACAAGGCAUAUUUGCUCUUUCCUACAAUAGAAUACAUGGCUAAAACUCCGAACGGGCUUUUCUUGAACGGAUUUCUGAGAAGUAUAAUAUCGUUCGUAGUUCUUCUGUCUGGUUUGUUCGCUAUUUUUCCCCGGUUUAUACAAACUGCUCUUUUAUACGGCUACAUGACCAUUGUCGGCAUGCCUAAACAUAACUGUGAUAUUAUACGAUCAUUGAUAAGGCCUGCUAUAUUGAAACGCGUGUUCUUCCUCGCCUACGAAGAAAUGGACCAAGUACUGGAAAGAAACUCACACAGUCUGGAACAGAAUAUAAAGAAAGUGAAGUUGUUGUAUGGUGAAACCGAUGGAUGGACUCCUCUACAGUAUUAUACCAACCUUAAGAAAGAUAUUCCAGAUAUCGAUGCCGAGGUAACUAGCUUCAAUCAUGCUUUUGUGUUAAACAGAAGUCAUGAAAUUGGUGAUAUGGUUUGUGAUUGGAUCAAGAAUAAGGCUUAGGUAGUUCAAAGUGGUACCUAGUAGCUAAAUUUUUCACGAGAAUUGCGUUUAUUAUUAUAUUGAGCAUACAGCGUUGUUAUUUUAUUAUGAUCUUUAUUUUAUCUAUUAGUCAGUCGUAGUUUUGGUCCCUCAUUCCAAAUAUUUUUAUCCUGAGCAUUUUCCAUCCGUAUUAUUUUUAACUCAUGAACUGUUUCUUCCUUAAAAUUAAGCGAUGUAGUGACCAGAAACAUUGAUUACCAGUCUGGUAGCAGUUGCAAGCAGGAUAAAAUCGUCCUAAUUAUCCAUAUUCUUGUUCUUAUGAUGCCCUAUCCAAUUAGUGGAUGUUUGCGACAAUUCUGACAUACUCCUCUCGAUCUUGUGUGGCUCUAAAGAGUGCAUGGGCAUCGAGGUUUGUCCAAUCCCUUAUGUUUUUAAGCCAUGAGUAUUUCUUUCUUCCGAUGCCCCGUUUUCCUUCUAUCUUCCCUUCCAUAAUAAGCUUUAAGAACUGGUACUUGGAAUUUCGAAAUAUAUGACGCAGAUAAGCAGUUUUUCUUCUUUUUAUUAUUGGCAGCAAUUCUCGUUCUCUGCCAUUCGAUUUAAUACUUCGACAUUUGUUGUGUGAUCUGUUCAGGGAAUUUUAAGUAGUCUUCUAAAUAUUCACAUUUCCAAUCGGUUCAUCACAUUGGCCUUUAUGGUCCAGGUUUCUACACCAUAUAGCAGUAUGUUGUAAAUGUUACAUUUUACAAAGCGAUAUCGAAGCGUUAAGUUAAGGCUGCUGUUGCUUAGCAAGGUUCUCAUAUUAGUAAACGCUGUUCUGGCUUGCUCAAUCCUGCUACGUAUCUCUAUGUCUGGAUUUAGAUCUUCAGUUAUCCAACUACCGAGAUAUCUGGAUAUUGGAUGUUCUUAUUGUUGACUCUAAUAUUUAAUUCCAUAUUUCGUGUUCUACUAACCACCAUUACAUUCGUCUUGCCUAUAUUAAUCUUCAACCCCAGUCAUUCUCCUUCAGUGUUUAUUAUAUCUAUUAGUAGUCGUAGCGCUUCUUGGCUAUCAGCUAUAACGGAGUAUAAUUUGGCAUGCUACAGUAAAUUCGUGUCUAUUACCAUGUUAAAUUUUGUUUUCUUCUUUAAAAUAUAGUAAUCCUGUAACUAGAGAUGCAGAUCAACAGUCACUUGGUAUUUCCAGAGCCAUUAGUGAAACAAAAUCGUCCUAAUUAUCCAGAAUGAACCAUAUUUGGCAUGCUACAAUAGAUUCAUAUCCAUUUCCAUGUUAAUUUCUGCUUUCUUCUUUAAAUCACAGCAGCCUUGCGAUCAGAAACUCAUACUAACAGUCCCGUUAGUACUCUCAAAUAUGUUAGUAGGAUCAAAUCACUGUACCUUACACAAUUCCUCAGUUAAGUACAUUUUGUUAAAUUAAAUUGCUCUAUUUUUUUUAUUUGCUUUUUCCCACAGGUCAUAUUAUGAAUAUGUCACAUGCUCAAUAUAAAUAUAAACACAUAAUAUAAUUUUAAUGUUAAGAUUAAAAAUCUUAAUUUUUUUAAUAAUAUACAUGUAAAAAUAAUAUCUCUUGUAAUAUUUAUAUCCAGUGUUCCUAGAUAUCAGUAAGUAUACAGUGAAACAGCAUAAGAUCAAUCUUUAAUGUUGCAAACAUGACAUGAUAUUGCCAACAUGAAUUUAAAUUGUGUAUAUAAAUGCAAAGUAUAAAUUAUAGUGCUGCUCUAUAAACUACCCAACUACCCCAGUUCCUUUUACCCAAUUCCCAAUAAAUUAGUUCUUAUUCACAUUAAACAUUCAAUUCUACCUUAUAAAUAGAUUCUCUGUAUAUAGGGUAAUCGUUUAUUGACAUCAAGGAGCACUGUGUGGUAAGUGGGUACCUAAAAUUAUCAGUAUUCAACUGUUUAUUGUGUGAAAUGUGUUACUUAGUUAUAUUUAUCUGAUAUGUGAUAACACUUUUGUUCAAAAUUAGCCAGUGGCAUUUUUCCAUGUAAUUUGAGUCCUAGGUAAUUUAUUAUAUUAUUUAAAACAAAUUGAAGACUAAUUAUUUUUUAUUUGCAACAUCAUGGUAGAGUGUGAAAUUAAAAUACACUAUUGAUACAAGUUUUUCUAUUUAUCUUCCAGGAAUUUAUUGAUUUAAUUAACGGGUUUAGUAAAUGGUGCUCAAAUUUUGAACAAAGUUUUUGUGAAAUAUUUUACUGUAAACUGGAUUAAUUUAUUUUAACCAAACGAUUUAUUACUGUUAACAAAUAAUUUUAUUGAUUUAACUAUUUAUUUAUGGUUGCAUGUUACAAAUAAAGACCUACCUCCUUGUUAUCCUUACCUUUGUAUUAUUAUAAAGUUUAAAUAAAUUAUUUAAUAAUA